This is a messenger RNA of Durusdinium trenchii, 3989 nucleotides long. The record is from the annotation of a GenBank genome assembly. NCBI's taxonomy places the organism in Eukaryota, Dinophyceae, Suessiales, Symbiodiniaceae.
AUGGCGUCGAUGGAUGCAGCAUCCAUGGAUGAGGAGAAUGUGGUGGAAGCUCGACUCACCAAUGCGCCAAUGACCGAGUGGCCCUCUAUUUUGGACGGUCUUUUUGAAGGAGCUUCCUUCAGGCCGGUGCAAGGCUCGGUGGAGCCCUUCACCGUGACAUCUCUUUUGGCCAAGAUGAGCGAUGAGGCUCCGAAUGAGAAGCGUCCGGUGGCCACCGCAGGCCGCCGCCGGCGACCGGUGGAGAAGCGGCCCGAGGUGGUGGAGGACGAUCGGCCUUUGGAGGACCUGCUUCGCGACCUCGGUGAGCUCGCGCCAGGUCCGAAGACCAAAAAGAAGUCCAAGCAGGCCAAGAUUCCGGCGGCUCCCAAGCAGGCCGAGCCGCUGCGUGAGGUGCCGCGCGCGGCCGAUGGAGCUGCGCCGCGCCGCCGUCCGCAGGUGCAGGAGACUGUGGAGGAGGAGGAGGAGGUGAAUGAGGCGGCCACCAGUGAGGCCACCAUCGAAGACGAUGGCUGGCAGAAAGUGCCCACCAAGCAAGCUCGCCGUGCAGCUCACAAGGCGGCACGAGAGGAACGACAAGAGCGGGAGCAGCGAGAAGAGCGCGAGCGACAAGAGAGGCGCGAGAGCGCCGAGCACGAUUCACGCGCCGAGACCGCGUCGAAGGAGUCUGAAAGUGGGGCUUCGGAACAUGCGUGUCGUGAGCUCCCAGAGAAUCGAGCGGAUGAGGUGACAGAGGCACCGUCCAGUGUUCGCUCCAAGCCGGCCUCUACUGAAACCACGGAGGAGCCAAGCAAGCCGGAGAGCGAGAGCAAGCCGGAGAGUGAGAAGAGUGAGACCAAGCCUGAGGCUGAGCAGGCUGGAAAUCAGAGCGGCAAGGGGCGCCGGCGCUGCCGGUCAGAAGGCCGUCCUCCGGCCAUGGACGAGAAGGAUGUGGAAGUGGAGGUGGACCAGGCGCUCCCGUCGACAGGGGCUUCGCCCACGAGUUGGCAGGUUCAGCCCUCGGUCGGCACCUGGUUGCUACCCUCCGACGGGCGGCAGGGGCAGCAGUCGCCCGGGGGGCAGUUUUGGCCCGCGACGCCCGAAUCCACGCCGCCCACCUCGCCCCGGCGCAUCAGCGGCAGCUUGCAGGAGGUGGUUUGGAUGCCCAUCCCGGUGCAGUUGGCCAGCGAAGUCCAACAGCUCAUCAACGCCAGGAGGUCUGGGCGGGGCGGUCCGGGUGGAGUGAGGGCAGCUUUCCCCAAGAAGGAGAACCGCAUCUCAGGGGUCAGCCGGUCAGUUCGUCAUGCGCCAUGCCCGAACGAUGGCCUGAACUCUGCCCGGACGAUGCCGGAACCCGAUCCCUUGGACAACUUGAAACUGGAUGCCACGGACGUCUUGCUUCUCGUGAGCUUAUUGGCGGUCUGCUUGGUGGUGAACAACAUCAUCCAGAAGCAGUCUUGGCCAAUUCCAGAGGCGAUCUCGACCAUCUGUGUGGGGGUGGCGUUGGGUGCCAUUGCCGCGGCCUUUCCACAGGUGAAUCGAAAUACGUUCCAAAAGCUGGAGGACUUGUCGGCCAAGCAGUUCAUGCUGGUCUUUAUCGCGCCCAUCAUUUUCGCCGAGGGCUACGGCAUCAAGAGCCAACAGUUCUUUGACAACAUCACGAGAAUUUUGUUGCAUGCUUUCGUGGGAACAGCUGUCUCUACACUGGUCGUGGCCUUCGGCUUGCGCUGGCUGCUGCAGGCGACGGCGCCCACGACGCUCUGGCUGAGCUUGGCCGAGUGCUUGGCCUUUGGCGCCAUGAUCAGCAGCACGGAUCCCGUCACAACUCUAGCCAUCUUCAAAGAGCAAAGAUUGGUUGAGAAUGGCCGGGGGCAUCUCUACUACUCCGUUCUCGGGGAAUCGAUUCUAAACGAUGCGGUGGCCAUCACCCUCUUCGGCAGCUUUACCGACUUGGUGAAAUCUGGAGAGGUCGUGGAUGGCCCCGUAGCCUUGAGGAUUCUAUUGGACUUUUGUGGCGUCUUCCUGGCUUCCACGUUGAUGGGCGUGGCAGGCGGUCUGGCCACCGCGUUUCUGCUGAAGACGGCGCGACUGGGUGCUGGAGCUUGUGAAGGUGAACAUUUCUUUUUUAAUGUCCCAGAGAUUGGAGUCGCCUUGGUCUUGGCAUAUGUGCCUUUCUUGGCCGCGGAGGCCUGCAAUUUGUCGGGCAUCGUGGCCAUCAUGUUUGCAGGCAUCACCACGCGACAUUACGCCCAUUUCAACCUCACUCAGGUGACGCGUCAGAUUUUCCUCCCGACGAUCGAGCUGAUCGCCUCGCUUUGCGAGACUUAUGUCUUCAUCCUCUUGGGCCUUGGAGUCUUUCUCAUGAAGCGCGCCUACUCCUUCCCGUUGGUGGCCUGGACGCUUCUUCUUUGCCUCCUAGGUCGGGCUUUGAACGUCUACCCGCUGGCUCUGCUGACCAACCGGCUCUCUUCGGGACCCACGAUGUCGGUGAAGGAGAUGCAUAUGGUUUGGUUUGCAGGGCUUCGGGGGGUCAUCGCCUUCAUUUGCGCCUUGAGUUUUCCUAAGCAGGAAGAUCAUCAGGACUACUUGCUGUGCACGACCGUGAUCCUCGUGGGUGCGUCCUUGGUCUUCAUGGGUUGGCCCACCACCGGUCUCCUGCGGUGCCUCAAGCUGGACGCAGCCUCCGAAGCGCAGGAGCCCCUCGCGGCCCGCGCGCCCCGGGUCUCCUGGGCCACCAUGCCGGGGAGCCGCGCGGUGCGAAGAGCAUCUCAGAGGUUAAAAAAGCUGCUGAUGACGCAAGAUGCGGUGGUUGAAGAGGAGAUGAACGAAUUCGAGGAGAGCAACGGUGGCACGGGUGCCGCGCCGUCCGCUGCACCGAUGGGCUGCAUGGGCCUAGGUAGUUUUGACGCUGCUGCCAGUAACCGCGGCGCCCGGUGGUCAGCUCCAGGAGUACUAGGCUCCAGUGCCGAGCGCACGAGCCGAGCCAUCGGCAGCCAGCGGCGGUGCUUGGCCAUGCAGUUGGAGGGACCACAUGUUUAACCCGACUGGGCCGACUGGGCCCGUGGUUUUGUAGGGCGAUGUGGAUGUUCCCAAAGUGGGUUUCAUCCCCCCACAGGUUUCGAGUCUUUGUCAUGUUGAUUUGGUGUUGCUGGGAGCCCGGUGGACCUACACCCCAAGCAAACCGGAGCAUCUCUGGGACCAAUUCUCACCCUGGAAACGGACCAAUGCUCACCGAACCGUGGGUGACACCUGACGAACACAGUACAUGGAAGUGGAUGGCAUGGCCCCUUUGGAAGACUUUCCUUUCACAAAAGAGGGGGUUAUAUAUCCAAUUCGAUGCUGGUCAGUCGGAGUGUAAGCCAAUCAGGUGAGCGGCGAGGUUUUUCUCUUCUUGGGGAGCAAAUGAGAACACAUCAGAAGCAUCAUUACAGCGGAUUUCAGGUUUUUCAUGCUUUUCCAUGCUUUUCAUAUAUAACUACUCUUUAGGCCACCUCAAAACCCCCAUUGGUGCGGUGGCCUCGCGGCCUCUUUGUGGUGUUUCAGCUCGAGACUGGACGAGACCUGAUGGAUGAAACACCCUCCCUGCCCCAGUUUUUGAGACACCUCUUGCCCAUGUUGCCGACAAGGCCGAAAUGCCUGGAGAAUGAGGCUUCUCCAAACACUAAGUUGACGCGAAGUCGAGAGCUGGAGGCUUCUCUUAACAGUAAGUCGGUAAGUCCUUUGAGUUUGCCCUCUUAGGAAGGGGUGGGUUGAAGAGAGUGGUGCAACGGUGUCCUCAGCUCCAUGAUGUUUUGGUCUUUCCCCCUUCUUCCAUCUUCUUCCCACUUGUUGUCAGGAAGGACUCCUCUCAGGAUUUCUUGUUGGGCUGGCCUUUGCACGCCCUGCAGCAUCUAAGGAUGUCGAUGCCCUCGCGAUCUUCGCGGAUGCUUUGCGACAUGUAGGCCGGCGGAAGUGCGGCAGCAGGGAAGGAAAAAAGGGGACCUGUGGCCAUCCCGGGCCGUGUGCGGUGCGAC